Molecule: messenger RNA, 2223 nt
Organism: Fonsecaea nubica
Lineage: Eukaryota; Fungi; Ascomycota; Eurotiomycetes; Chaetothyriales; Herpotrichiellaceae
Exons: 2
Coding region: 1-2223 (740 amino acids)
Biological process (GO): meiotic chromosome segregation
Cellular component (GO): nucleus; chromosome, centromeric region
Source: RefSeq, a predicted model, not a curated record
AUGGCGAAGCUCAAUGAUCCCCCCCUUCCACCCACAGAAAGCUUUGAAUCCCUGCUGGCGCACGCUGACGAACGGACCUAUGCAGUGAAACGCCGCUUCAUUCGUCAAAACCGCGAAAUCGCCCGUGUCAAUUCGACGCAGUCGCAACGCAUCCGUAAUCUCGAGACCGAGAUCUCCCGCCUCGUGGCCGAGAAUGUAUCGUUGAGAGAACAGGCGAUCGCCGCGCAGGCGGAAGCGGAACGAUGGCGCGCAACUAGUUCCGUCAACGCAGAGAUUCUCGACCUGAGGGACCGCUUGAACAAGAAAGUCGAGGAAGUGGCCGAGAUGCUGGUCGAGAUGGGUAACAUACCCGAAAAGGCGGCACGGAAAGGAAGGCGGAAAAGCAGGCUUGUCAGGACGACGAUGAGUAGUGCGACGGAACAAGAGUGGAGGAAUCGGCUGUCGACCAGAGAAGCAUUCGCUCAGGAGAGGGCAGAUCUGUACGAUGGGCGAUUACCCUCUAUCCACGAAGACAAACUUUAUCCGCGAAGAACGCUGGAGACCUCUGAAUUAUUAGCCCUGCGGGAAGAGGCUGCUCUCCAACAAGCGGCAGAGUCGCCAGAGAUCGGACCUCCUCCAGUCGUGCACUUUGACGUCCCCUCCGAACCCCCCGAAGUGGAUGCUGCACGGAUGUCAGAGGAUGAGAAUGCUGGGGAGGAAGUCAUGCAGUUACCGUCACUUCUGGAAAGGAGGCGGAAACGUCGAACGAGCGCCCUAAUUCACGACCUACCGACUGAAGAAACCCCUGUCCCGGAUGAGCAGCCAAUAAAGCCGAGCCAGCAGUUACUGAAAUCAGGCGCCAAACGGAAAUUGGAUGUCUCUGAGCUCGACGAGCCUGUUCUUCAACACCCGUCGAACGAGAAUGACGACUUUGUCUAUCAACGUCGGCAAGAGAUCUGGAGCAACGCUACCGUCAACAGCAAAAAGGCGUCUAGAUUUACGAGACCGCCAGGGCGAGAAAGUGGGGAUCCGAUAGAUCUUACGAAGCAAUUAAGCCCUCAGAAAGCCGCGGUUGCAACCAGGAAGAUCCUCGCACCCAAGAGUACAAAUUCCCCUGCGAAGAGAAGGGUGCAAGUGCCGGAAAAGCUCAAAGACGACCGAGAUCUGCAGGUAAACCACACAAUUGUCAAACCGACACGGCGAAAAGAGUCUCAAGCUCGUGUGGUUAUUGACAGCCUUGUCAGUGGUUCGAAUGAUCACGGCGAAGAGAAGGACAUUCCGCCAAAGACUCCAGCUGCAGAAGCCGCUGAUAUUCUCUCGCCUGUGUCCACAGAGCCAUCUUCCCGCACAGCACACCAAACGAAAGAAGCGGCAGUUCUGAACUCGGUGGAGGACGUGCUUAAUGGGAGCAUAGGAAGGGGAUCUCGUCGGCCGAGACCACAAAUCAGCUAUGCCGAGCCUAACCUGAGAGAUAAGAUGCGAAGGCCUGGCAAGGGGUUAGUGGGAGCUAUAGAGGGCAUUGAGAAGCAAAAAGAAAACCCUUCGAACAACAGAGGCACGAGUGUGGAACGGGCGAAAUCAGAAGGCGCCAAAGUCAAGCAGGAGGGCGAAAUCCAUCACGAGGAUGACAGAUGGAACGAUUUAGCAAUGUCGACCUCGACUGCUUGUAAGAAGGAUGAACCAAUCAGCCCUUUGAGGGGCAAAGAGAAGAAGGGAAAGGAAGAUGAUGAGACUAGGAAGUCGGGCAAACAAUUGAAACGCAACACUGCGGACGAGCUUGAGAGUGCAGUGGACCGAUUGAGUAUUUUCGACCCGCCACUCUCGUCACCAGCCGAUGACUCGAAAGAAAUGCAGACAGACGCGGCUGACCACAGAUCAUCAAAAAGUUCUGCUGGGGCGAGACGAAAGCCGUUGUCGAGCGCGACAACUACAACUAGAAGGCAUUCUAUGCAGCCUUCUUCAGGUGACCCGGCUAAUCUCCCUUCUGCUCCUCGCCAUCUCUCGUCAGGAUCCACAAAGUCCGACGCAAAUGUCCCAUCUUCACGACCGAGCUCUGCGGCAAGUCUGCGUGGAGACGCAACGUCCAGCGGUAGAACUUCCGCGACAAAGGACUUCAGGCGCUCGCACAGCAUAAGUUCCAGCCUCAAAGAGAAAGAGGCGGCAUCUUCUGGUGGCGGAACGGGACUCAAUGAGAGUUCCAGGGAGGAAAGAGCAUUGAACAGGCGGCGUAGUAUGAUGGUAUAG